Messenger RNA from Wasmannia auropunctata (little fire ant), 3037 nucleotides. RefSeq lists its product as uncharacterized. The transcript has 2 exons. The record is from RefSeq and is a predicted model, not a curated record. The coding region runs from base 144 to 1235 and encodes 363 amino acids. NCBI's taxonomy places the organism in Eukaryota, Metazoa, Arthropoda, Insecta, Hymenoptera, Formicidae.
GGAUUCACCUGUGAGAAUUAUAACUAGAAGAUUGUAUACAUGUUGUUGAUUCAGUGUUAACUAGCAUCAACAUCCGUACUCCAAUUAUUUAGCCUGGAUUCUCCAUAGAAUGUAAGGGAAUUGAUCUACAAAUCAACAACAGGAUGACAAAAGCAAUAUUUCACUUUUGUUUGGAAGGAAGAGAUGCAAAGACUUCAACUAUAAAGGUUAAAACAAUUCAACUAGAAACAGAAGAAACACUUUACAAGUUUCCAGAAGAGCUUCAACUGAAGGAACACCAUCAAGAACUGUUCGCAACCAACAUUGUAAAGAAUGCAGCUAAGAGCCUAAAGUCAAGAGGACAAUUUAGAAGAAUAAAAAUAUCUUUAAAGGGCGGAUUGGAAGGAAAAUACCUGGAUGACGAGGGAAAUGUGUGCUAUGGUGAGUUAUAUUUGGAUGAAGUUCAGACUGAUAAUUACCCGAAUCCCCCAUCCACAUCCGCACCCCUCCAACAAAAAUCAAUUCACUCGAAGGCAAAAGACAUGGUGCUAACGAAAUUCACAGGAAAAAAUCAAGAUGCCAAAACUUUUGUAAAACUAUUUAAACAAGAAAGUGAACGCGUACAAAUAGAAGAGGAGAAAUUCCCGGAGACAUUUAAAUUAUUUGUAGAGGGUCCAGCAUUAGAUUGGUAUCUUGCCGUAUUGAAAACUGAAGGUCUUAUUUAUCCGUGGGAACUAUGGGAGACAUCCUUUUUGAAAACCUUUUCUGAACGUAGUUGGUCAGAAAUAAAUUAUGCAUACACAUUCAAACACAUGAAUGGUCCCUUGUUAGACUAUGCCCUAAAAAAGAGAAACCUCCUUUUAGAUGCCGACACAGAUCUUACUGAAAGCAGCCAAAUUAAUUUCAUAGUAUUAGGACUCCCAGCACAAGUGAGAUCUCGUAUUACUAAAAAGGAAAUAGAUUCUAUAGACAAAUUAAUGUCCACUAUAAGACAAUUGGAACAUUUAAAUAUAGGCAAAGAAAAAAACCAAAGUGCGAUAAAUAUGAAAAAUAAAAAUGUAAAUGAUGGAUUAGUAAAAAAACCAUGCCCACAUUGUAUAGAGAGAGGCUUCCCAAACAGAUACCACCCAGAACAAAACUGUAGGCUGAAAAAUUCCGAAGUGAAGGGAAAAUACAAAAACGAACAAAUCAAGAUAAUAAAUAACUCUGAAAUCCAGGACAGUGUGUCCCUAUCAGAAGAUGCAAAAAACGAUUAACCACCCCACUCAUAAAACUGAAGAUUUUAGCUGCAGACAAACCAGCAAUUGGUUUAUAUGAUUCAGGAGUUAAUGUAUCAUUAGUAAACCAUGACUUCAUUCAGAGGUUAGGGUUAGCUAAAAAUAUAAGUGGGGUGAAGACAAUUAAAACUAUAUCUGGUAUGACAAAAACAAUGGGAUCAAUAAUUAUCCCCUUGAAAAUUUUUAAUAGAACAAAAAAAUGCUUUCUGUUUGUAGUAAAGAAUAAUGCAUUUUUAGACGAUAUUCUCCUUGGCUUAGAUAUUAUCAAAGAAUUCAGAUUAUGCCAAGAUGAAAAUUUAAAAAUUUUCCAAAAUGAAAAAUCAGAAAAAAAAUUAGGCAAAGAGAUAAUAAUAAAUAUUACGACAAAAGAAGAAAAUAAGAGACCAAUAAAUUUGAAAGAGAUAUUAAAGGAGCAUGAAGACACCUUUGCGAAAAAUAAAUUCGAUAUCGGCACAGUUAAAAACUUUGAGGCCACAAUAAAAUUAACCCAAAAUAAAUAUAUUGCUAAAAAGCCGUACAAGUGUUCAUUACAGGACAAACAGGAGAUAGACGAUCAAGUGAAAAGCUUAUUAAAAGCGGGUCUGAUAGAACAAUCAACGAGCCCGUUUGCCGCACCAGUAACUCUUGUAUUUAAGAGAGAAGAAGGAAGAAAAUCACGAUUAUGUAUAGAUUAUCGUGAAUUAAAUAAAAUAGUAAUACCAGAAAGCCAACCUUUUCCGAUAAUUGACGACUUAAUGCUGUUGGUGCGUGACUGCACAUUUUUCACAAAAUUGGACAUAAAUUCGGCGUUUUGGUCGAUACCAAUCAGGAAAAAAGACAGAGAAAAAACAGCGUUCAUCACGCACAACGGACACUGGCAAUGGUCGUGCCUCCCGUUCGGAUUGAAAUCAUCCCCGGCGAUUUUUCAAAGAAUUUUAAAUGGCAUACUUUUCAAAUACGGGUUAAAUACAUUUACAAUAAACUAUAUCGAUGACAUAUUGAUAUUCUCUAAAUCUAUGUCAGAACACCUAAGCCAUGUGAAUAAAACCCUGACGGCACUAAAAAAAGCGGGUUUUAAAUUGAAUUUGCAGAAAUGUUCAUUUGCAAAAAAUAAAGUAAUUUAUUUAGGACAUGAAAUAGAGAACAAUGAAAUAAGACCAAUGAAGGAUAAUCUUAUCGCAAUAAGAAAAUUUCCUACACCACAAAACCAAAAGAAUGUUAGACAAUUUUUGGGAAAGAUUAAUUUCCAUUUAAAAUUCAUACCAAAUGCGACUAAUAAAUUAGAGCCGUUACAUAAUCUGUUAAGGAAGAACAUAUUAUUUGAAUGGUCACAGAAGUGUGACAAAAGCUUCAAUGAAAUUAAAGAGUAUUUAUGCGCUGCUCCCAUACUUGCAAUUUUCGACCAAAACCGUCCAGUAUACAUCUUCACAGAUGCAUCUAUAAAAGGAAUGGGAGCAAUUCUAAAGCAACCACAAGAAGAUGGUACAAUAAAAGAUGUAUUUUAUUUUUCAAAAAAGUUAACAGAACCGCAGAAAAGAAAAAAGGCAAUAUUCUUAGAAUGUCUGGCAAUUAAAGAGGCAAUCCUAUACUGGCAGUACCAUUUGAUAGGAAGAAAAUUCAUAAUAUUUUCGGACCAUAAACCCCUUGAAAAUUUUAAUAUAAAAAAUUGUAAUGAUAUAGAACUGAAAGCAAUGUUAAAUUAUAUAUCUAACUUCGAAUUUGAGAUUAAGUAUAACCCUGGUCAAGAAAACACAGAAGCCGAUAGUCUCUCACGUAAUCCGGUCCUGGAAAAUGACGACGAU